Molecule: messenger RNA, 1236 nt
Organism: Endocarpon pusillum Z07020
Lineage: Eukaryota; Fungi; Ascomycota; Eurotiomycetes; Verrucariales; Verrucariaceae
Exons: 6
Coding region: 1-1236 (411 amino acids)
Source: RefSeq, a predicted model, not a curated record
AUGCCCGGCGCCAAUGCUUUCGUUACCGAGGCUUUCACUCUCUUGGGCGUUGCAUUGGGCAUGAUUAUACUACGGACUAUUGCGCGAGCAACCUCUGUCGGCAUACGAAAUUUUCAGUUGGAUGACUACAUGAUGCUGCUGGCAGCUGUCGUCUAUUCCCUCGAAACUGCCGCUGCAUAUAUUGUGGGGGCUUGGUGGCGUGGGCUCGCCAACAAUGGCAUGACACCCGAAGAACGAGCCAGUCUGGAUCCUUCAUCGCAGGAGUAUGCCCUUCGAGUUGGCGGUUCGAAGACGCAAGUAAUCGGCUGGUCACUUUACACAUUUUUGCUUUGGAACCUCAAACUUUGUAUGUGCGUCUUCUAUAGCCGUCUAACGGAUGGGCUGGCCCAUAUGAAGAUCCGGAUACGUAUCGGGUACGGUCUUAUCGGAGCCACAUACAUUGCCACCCUACUUUCCAUCCUUCUGGGAUGCCGUCCUCUGCACAAGAAUUGGCAGAUCAAUCCCGACCCUGGCAACAGCUGCCAGCCAGCCAUAUCCAAAAUUGACUGCUUGGUAACAGUAGUGCUUAACGUCGUGACAGAUAUGUAUCUGAUCUCUAUACCACUUCCGCUGCUGUGGAAGGCUCAACUAUCGAAGAGGAGAAAGAGUCUCUUUCUGAUUGUGUUCGGUGGAGGUUUCUUCGUCAUGGCCUGUGGCAUUCUUCGUUGUGCCCUUAUCUUACUUGAUCCUGUCAACGGUGCCCAGCAAGCCGGCUCUUGGGCUGUACGAGAAACCUUCGUGGCCGUGGUGAUCGACAACAUUCCCAUGAUCUAUCCACUUUGCCGACGUCUUAUCAAAAACAUCGAUGAGAGCCUGGCCAGUCACUACGCGGGCAGGCAUAAACUUUCAAAUGGAUAUUCCAGCUCCGGUAGCUACGCUAUGAAUAGCCGGAAGGACAAGAAGCCCAAAUUCGUGCAUCCGCUUUCGAUGAGGAAUGCCACCCUGAGUGAUAGCGCCGAAAGCAUUGUCAGGGCAGAUCGGGUCAAGAACGGUCAGGACAUCUUGAUCGUGAAGGAAUCAACAGUCGAUGUCAGUCCUACAGAGCAUUCAAACGAGGAAAUACGGGAACAUCCCCACGCGCAGCACCCUGGUGUCGGAUAUGCGGCGACGUGUAACCAUGCAGGCGGCCGAGGCGAUGUACUACGGAUCAGUCGGCGCGGAAGCGCCCAGUGGGAGUCGCCUGCUAGUGGAUCGUGA